AUUAUUAUUGUUUUUUUAAUUUAUUUAUUAUUUUGCCUGUGGUGGAAUCACACUCAGCAGAAUCUACAUUUUUGGUGUGUGCAUUUAUCCAUUUCUUCAUAAUUAUUAUCUGCAGACAGUGGUUGGUGUGUUUUAUUAUUUAUCUGGAGGGGAGGAGGUGGGGAAGGGGAGAGGGAUAGAGGGGUGGUAGCUGGUGCCUUUGGUGGUGGUUCAUCUGCUGCCUUGCCUUGUGCUUCUGGUUCUGGGUGCAAUGGAUGGCCCAAGGUGCAAUAGGUUUCGCAAGAAGAGGAGAUCUAAAUCCCAAAGGGAUAGGGAAAUAAGAUCCAAAAGCGGAUUAUGUGUUACCAGAACUGUUUUUUUGCUUUCCUCCUCUGGAUCUGAAAAAGAAGACAAUGGCAACCCAGUACCCACCUUGCCCAGACCAAAACCCCCCAGGAGAAAAAGAAAGGAGUCCUCAUCGGCUGAAGAAGACAUCAUUGAUGGAUUUGCAGUGACCAGCUUUGUGACUUUUGAAGCUCUAGAGAAAGAAGGAGCCUUGUUGCCAGAUGAGCGAACUGUGAAGCAGGAGACACCUCUAAGUAAGAAGAAACGGGAUGUGCUCUCCAAUGGGCUGUCAUAUAAGCAGCAAAAGAAUAAGAUUAACCACAAUUAUGACUCAGACAGGGAAAAUGAUCGCAACCUUUGCCAACGGCUUGGAAAAAAGAGAUUCCAGAAGAGGCACAAAAAGGAGUGGACAACAGCACAUGCGUACAAUUUAAAAAUGGGUGUGAUCAAAAAAGAAGAGCACGUUCUUCUUACAGGGGAAGUUCCAGAAUGUUAUCGUGAGACACAGAUGCUAAAGUAA
Messenger RNA from Bombina bombina (fire-bellied toad), 844 nucleotides. Its product is annotated as autism susceptibility gene 2 protein-like. The coding region runs from base 251 to 844 and encodes 197 amino acids. Lineage: Eukaryota; Metazoa; Chordata; Amphibia; Anura; Bombinatoridae. The transcript is spliced from 3 exons. The record is from RefSeq and is a predicted model, not a curated record.